Molecule: messenger RNA, 1620 nt
Organism: Recurvomyces mirabilis
Lineage: Eukaryota; Fungi; Ascomycota; Dothideomycetes; Mycosphaerellales; Teratosphaeriaceae
Exons: 3
Coding region: 1-1620 (539 amino acids)
Biological process (GO): amino acid transmembrane transport
Molecular function (GO): L-amino acid transmembrane transporter activity
Source: RefSeq, a predicted model, not a curated record
AUGGCGUUAGGCUUUAGCAACAGCGAGAAAGUUGACAACGAGUCUCCCUCGCCUAUUGCCGACCAGACCAACUUCGGCAAAGAGGGCUACUACGAUGGCUUUGCACCUGGUCAGGACAACGCCGAGAAGGGCGGCAUGCCAGGCAAGCACCGCAAGAUGAGCCGGAUAGAUAAACCUGUCACCAAGUCCAUCUCUGCUCAGGGCUAUGGCGAUACAUUGACUGGCGACGAUGAGACCGACCCGAGUAUUUCGGUUGGCAAACAGAUGGAAUUGGAGGCCGGCAACUCGAUCAAGUACAGGACUUGCAGUUGGUAUAAGACUGCAGCUCUGCUGUUCUCCGAGUACAUCUGUUUGGCUAUCAUGUCAUUCCCGUACUCCUACUCCGUGCUGGGUCUCGUACCAGGCUUGAUCUUGACUGUCGUCAUCGCAGCCUUGGUUCUCUACACCUCGCUAAUCGUUUGGGAAUUCUGCAUGCGCCACCCGGAAGUUAAGGAUGUGUGUGACAUAGGCCAGAUGCUCUUCUGGAAUCAACGUUGGGCUUGGUGGGCCACCGCCGUCAUGUUCAUCCUGAACAACACCUUCAUUCAAGGCUUCCACUGCUUGGUCGGCGCCAAGUACCUCAACACCAUGACACAGCGAGCAGACGGAAACGUCGCUCUCUGUACCGUCGGCUUCAGCGCCAUCAUGGCAGUCGUCUCCUUCUUUUGCUCUUUGCCACGGACGUUCAGCACUCUGGCCAAGCUCGCGACCGUCAGCGCCUUCACCACUUUCCUGUCCGUGCUCCUCGCCACCAUCUUUGCUGGUAUUGAGGCUCAUCCCGGUGGUGUACCGGGUUCGAAAUGGCCAUCUCUUGGGCCACCAACUGUCUACGCUGUUCCUGUCGCUGGCACCACAUUCGUUGCAGGCAUGAACGCCUUCAUGAAUAUCAGCUAUACUUUCAUCGGUCAGAUCACCAUCCCAUCCUUCAUCGCCGAGAUGAAGGAGCCCAAAGACUUCCCAAAGGCACUCUGGGCUGUCACGAUUGCCGAGGUCAUUCUCUUUUCUCUCGUCGGCUCCAUCAUCUACGCAUACACCGGUACAAACUACAACACCGCGCCAGCCUUUGGCUCUCUCGGCAACGAACUCUACCUCAAGGUCAGCUUUAGCUUCAUGAUCCCAACCCUCAUCUUUUUGGGUGUGCUCUACGCUUCGGUCUCCGCUCGCUUCGUGUUCUUCCGCCUCUACGCCGGUACUCGCCAUCUUGGCAACAACACUCUGAUCGGCUGGGCAGGCUGGGCCGCUAUCCUCGCCUGCACCUGGGUACUCGCCUUCAUCAUUGCCGAAGUCAUCCCCUUCUUCGCCGAUCUGUUGUCGCUCAUGAGCUCCCUCUUCGACAGCUUCUUCGGCUUCAUCUUUUGGGGCGUUGCAUACCUACGCAUGAGACGUGCAGAUUACGGUCCUGGUUUCUGGAAGACACGUGGUAUCCGUGGUAUGGCUGGCGCUGCCCUCAAUGUGACCUGCAUUCUCAUUGGUCUGCUGUUCUUGACGGCUGGUACUUAUGCCUCUGUGGAGAGUAUUGUGCAGGGUUAUGAGUCUGCUACUUUCGGCGGGCCGUUCUCGUGUGGCUAUAACGGCUUGUGA